Messenger RNA from Hypoxylon trugodes, 600 nucleotides. RefSeq lists its product as uncharacterized. The transcript has 2 exons. The coding region runs from base 1 to 600 and encodes 199 amino acids. The record is from RefSeq and is a predicted model, not a curated record. Lineage: Eukaryota; Fungi; Ascomycota; Sordariomycetes; Xylariales; Hypoxylaceae.
AUGAAGGUUCAUUCUAACUUGAGGGCCUUCAUAUUCACUCUCUGGCUCACCCAAACUGCAGCAGUAUUCCUUUCCAAGACUGGCAACAUCACACUCUUUUCAGAUACCAAUUGCCAAGAACCGGUAUACGUCAAUUCCUUCAUCCUCGGCACCAAUGUCUGCGGCAAGGAGGAUUCCGCCACACCGCCCAGUUUCGAUAUCUAUAGCGACUCGGCAUGUACUGAUAUGAUGACGUCAAAUUCACCCGAAAUUGCACCCGAUGAGACUGAGAUCGAGAAUCCUCCUUGUGUUGCACCCGGGGAUUUUAAGGGGAUGGCUUUUGUCUGCGAAGAUGAUGAAGAUUACUCGUCCACGAGCACCACGCCUACUGCUUCAGAGGAGGCUUCAAAGACUACUUCCGUCACGACAUCCGCUAGCACUCUUGGAACUUCAUCUUCCGUGCUUGGAAGCUCGACAUCAACAACCACAGCAAGUUCUUCCAAUACUUCAAAUAGCUCCUCGACAACACCAGUUCAAACGAGCGUCGCGGCGCCUAUGAUGGAUGGAGGGAUAAUUAUGAAGCUCGUAUUGCUCUUGCCUUUCUUAGCGGCCACGAUAUGA